CUGGUCUGAUCUGGUCUGGUCUGUGUCCAGGUGAUGGUGAGGGACCGGGACAAACCUCUGCUCAUCAUGCAGGGACACAGUGAAGGGGAACUCUGGGCGUUGGACGUUCACCCCAAAAAGCCUCUGGCCGUCACCGGCAGCGACGACCGCUCCGUCAGGCUGUGGAGUCUGGUGGACCACGCCCUCAUCGCUCGCUGCAACAUGGAGGAGGCGGUGCGGAGCGUGGCGUUCAGCGUGGACGGAUCCCAGCUGGCUCUGGGCAUGAAGGACGGCUCCUUCACCGUCCUCAGAGUCAGAGACAUGACGGAGGUCGUCCACAUCAAGGACAGGAAGGAGGUCAUCCACGAGAUGAAGUUCUCUCCGGAUGGAGCGUAUCUGGCCGUGGGCUCCAACGAUGGCCUGGUGGACGUCUACGCUGUGGCUCAGAGAUACAAGAAGGUCGGAGAAUGUUGUAAAUCCUCCAGCUUCAUCACACACCUGGACUGGUCCCUGGACGGAAAGAUCCUCCAGACCAACGACGGCGCCGGAGAACGGCUCUUCUACCGGAUGCCCCUGGGGAAGCCCCUGGUCUGUAAGGAGGAGGUCAAAGGUCAGCGCUGGGCGUCCUGGAGCGGCGUCCUGGGCCCCGAGGUCAUCGGCAUCUGGCCCAAAUACAGCAGCUCAACGGAGGUCAACGCCGUGGACGCCAACCAGGACGCCGCCGUCCUCGUCACCGGGGACGACCACGGCCUCGUCAAGCUCUACCGCUUCCCCUGUCUCCGGAAAGGAGCCAAGUUUAAAAAGUACAUCGGACACUCGGCCCAUGUGACCAACGUGCGCUGGUCACAUGACCUCCAGUGGGUGUUGACCACGGGCGGAGCCGACCACGCCCUCUUCCAGUGGAGGUUCCUGCCGGAGUCGGUCCUGAACGGAGGUCUGGAUGUAAACCUGCAAGACGCUCACGGAGACUCCAACAGCGAAGAGUCGGACAGCGACGUGUCCGACGUCCCGGAGCUCGACUCCGACAUUGAGCAGGAGACACAGAUUAACUACGACCGACAGGUGUAUAAGGAGGACCUGGCUCAGCUCCGGCAGCAGAGCCGAGAGAAGAAGCAGCAGGUGGGAUCAUUGAAGAGGCAGACGGGACCGGACCAGGGCCUCAGGCUGCACUUUGUCCACGGGUACCGUGGCUACGACUGCAGGAACAACCUGGUCUUCACUCAGGGGGGGGAGGUCCUGUUCCACGUGGCGGCGGUGGGCGUGGUCUACAACCGCCAGCUGCACAGCCAGCGCCUCUACCUGGGCCACGACGACGACAUCCUGAGCCUCAGCAUCCACCCCCUGAAGGACUACGCCGCCACGGCACAGGUGGGGAGGGACCCGUCCGUCCACGUGUGGGACGUCCAGACGCUGAAGUGUCUGUCUCUGCUCAGAGGGUUUCAUCACAGAGGAGUGUGUGCGCUGGACUUCUCAGCUGAUGGGAAGAGUCUGGUUUCAGUCGGAGUCGAUGACGAACAUUCAAUCGUGGUCUGGGACUGGAAGAGAGGAGAGAAACUAGCUACAGCCCGGGGUCAUAAGGAGAAGAUCUUCGUGGUGAGGUGUAAUCCCGUCCUCAUGGACAAACUAGUGACUGUGGGAAUCAAACACAUCAAGUUCUGGCAACACGCGGGAGGAGGUCUGACCUGCAGGCGCGGUGCGUUCAGGAGCGUGGGUCGUCCUGAGACCAUGAUGACGGCGUGUUACGGCCGCGGGGAGGAGCUGGUUUUCUCUGGAGCCGCUAACGGAGACGUUUACGUCUGGAAGGAAACUCUGCUCCUCAAAACUGUCAAGGCCCACGAUGGACCAGUGUUCUCCAUGUUCUCCCUGGACAAGGGUUUUGUGACGGGGGGGAAGGACGGAGUGGUGGAGCUGUGGGACGACAUGUUUGAACGCUGCCUGAAGACGUACGCCAUCAAGAGGACGUCCCUGUCCCCCAGCUCUAAAGGUCUCCUCCUGGAGGACAAUCCGUCCAUCAGAGCCGUGUCUCUGGGACAUGGUCACAUCUUAGUUGGAACCAGAAACGGGGAAAUUCUGGAGAUCGACAAAACCGGAUCCAUGACCCUGCUGGUCCAGGGUCACAUGGAGGGGGAGGUCUGGGGUCUCGCUGCUCACCCCCUCCUCCCGGUCUGCGCCACCGUUAGCGACGACAAAACCCUCCGACUGUGGGAGACGUCCACCAACCACCGCAUGGUGGCCGUCCGCAAACUGAAGAGAGGCGCUCGCUGCUGCUCCUUCUCCCCCGAUGGGAAGGCCCUGGCCGUGGGUCUGAGUGAUGGCGGCGUCCUGGUGGUGGACGGAGACACGUUGGAGGACCUGCUGAACUUCCACCAUCGCCACGACGCCAUCUCUGACAUCCGCUUCACCCCAGACUCGGGGAAAUUCUUGGCCGUGGCGUCACAUGACAGCUUCGUGGACAUCUACAACGUCCUGAGCAGCAAGAGGGUGGGGAUCUGUAAAGGAGCGUCCAGCUACAUCACUCACAUCGACUGGGACGCCCGAGGUAAACUGCUGCAGGUCAACACAGGAGCCAAAGAGCAACUUUUCUUCGAGGCCCCGAGAGGAAAAAGACAAACCAUCAGAAACCCUGAGCUGGACAGGGUGGACUGGUCCAGCUGGACGUGUGUCCUCGGUUCCAGCUGUGAGGGAAUAUGGCCGACGCACAGCGACAUCACCGAGGUCAACGCCACGUCUCUGACCAGAGACCGGACGCUGCUCGCCACCGGGGACGACUUCGGCUUCCUCAAGCUGUUCAGCUACCCCGUCAGAGGUCAGUACGCGCGGUUUAAACGCUACGUGGGCCACAGCGCUCAGGUGACCAACGUCCGCUGGACUCAGGAUGACUCCGCCCUGCUGACGGUGGGCGGGGCCGACACCGCCCUCAUGAUCUGGGCCAGAGAGAGAGGGGGCGGGGUCAGCGUGGAAGGGGAGGGGCCGUUAUUCUGUGAUGACCGGCCGCCGGUGGACAGCGAGGAGUCGGACGAUGACGUGGAGGAGGACGGAGGCUACGACAGCGACGUCUCUCGGGAGAAGGCGGUCGACUACACCGCUAAGAUUUUCGCUGUCAGCCUCAGAGAGACGAGAGGAACCAAACCUCACCAACAGCCGAGGGAAGCGUCCGUGGACGAGAGGGGAUCCAGGCCUCCAGUGAGUCGAGCGACGCCGCAGCCUGAGAAACUCCAGAAGAACAACGUGUCCAAGAAGAAGCGACUGGUGGAAGACCUGGUCUUGGAUCAUGUGUUUGGUUUCCGAGGCUUUGAUUGUCGUAACAACCUGCACUACCUCAACGACGGCACCGACAUCGUCUACCACACGGCCGCCGCCGCCAUCGUCCACAGCCUCAGCAACGGAACUCAGAGUUUCUACCUGGAGCACACAGACGACAUCCUCUGUCUGACCGUCAACCAGCAUCCAAAGUACAAAAACAUCAUCGCCACGGGACAGAUCGGUGACGUCGCUGAAGUCUCAGGCAGCACGCCGUCCAUCCACGUCUGGGACGCCAUGGGCAAACAGACCCUGUCCAUCCUCCGCUGUCCUCACCCGAAGGGCGUCGGCUACGUCAACUUCAGCGCCACCGGGAAACUGCUGCUGUCGGUCGGAGUGGAGCCUGAACACACCAUCACUGUGUGGAGGUGGCAGGAAGGAUCCAAGGUCUGCAGCCAGGCUGGGCACCCGGACCGGAUCUUCGUGGUGGAGUUUCGUCCGGACUCCGACUCCCAGUUCGUGUCGGUGGGAAUCAAACACGUGAAGUUCUGGACGUUAGCCGGCGGCGCGCUAAUGUACCAGAAGGGCGCGGUGAGGACGGUGGAGGACGGCAGGAUGCAGACGAUGCUCUCGGUCGCCUUCGGGGCCAACAACUUGACGUUCACGGGCGCCAUUAACGGGGACGUGUACGUGUGGAGGGACCACUUCCUGCUGAGGGUGGUGGCGAAGGCUCACACGGGGCCGGUGUUCAGCAUGUUCACCACGCUGAGGGACGGCCUCAUCGUCACCGGGGGCAAAGAGAGGCCGACGAAGGAGGGCGGCGCCGUGAAGCUCUGGGACCAGGAGAUGAAACGGUGCCGAGCCUUUCAGCUGGAGUCGGGGCGGCAGGUCGAGUGCGUCCGGUCGGUCUGCAGAGGCAACGGUAAGAUCCUGGUGGGCACGAAGGACGGCGAGAUCCUCGAGGUCGGAGAGAAGAACGCGGCGUCCAACCUGCUGCUGGAAAGUCACGGCCGCGGAGGAAUCUGGGGCCUGAGCGCUCACCCCGGGAAAGACGUCUGCAUCACGGCCGGCGACGACGCCACCGUCAGGCUGUGGGACCUCAGCGACAAGAAACUCAUGAACAAAGUUAGCGUCGGCCACGCCGCUUGCUGCGUUAGCUACAGCGCUGACGGAGAGAUGCUAGCAGUUGGGAUGAAGAACGGCGAGUUCCUCCUCUUCCUCACCAACUCGCUAAAGAUGUGGACGAAGAAACGAGAUCGAAGCGGCGCCAUCCAGGACAUCCGGUUCAGUCCAGACCGGCGGGUUCUGGCGGUCGGUUCCGUGGAGAACGUGGUCGACGUUUACGACGUGAGCGCAGGACCGAGUCUGAACCGGCUGGUUUACUGCAGCGACCUCCCGGCCUCCGUCCUACAGAUGGACUUCUCAGCUGACAGCCAACACAUCCAGGUCUCUACCGGAGCUUAUCAGCGGCGGGUGCUGGAGGUUCCUUCGGGGAAGCUGGUCUCAGACCAGACCACCAUCGACAGGAUCACCUGGGCCACGUGGACCAGUGUCCUGGGAGACGAGGUUCUGGGAGUUUGGCCUCGAAGCGCCGAUAAAGCCGACGUGAACUGCGCCUGCGUCUCUCACGUCGGCCUCAACGUCGUCACCGGCGACGACUUCGGUUUGGUCAAACUGUUCGACUUCCCCUGCACAGACAAGUUUGCCAAACACAAGCGCUACCUCGGACACUCUGCCCACGUCACCAACAUCCGCUUCUCCCACCAAGACAAAUACGUCAUCAGCACAGGACGGGACGACUGCAGUGUGUUUGUGUGGAGGUGUCUGUAACCACUGGGAUCUGAAGCGCCUUAACAGCACCACAAGUGGAUCCAGAGGGACUCGAACCCGCGACCACCAGGAAGCAGUUUACAGUUCUCCUACGGCGUCCUGCAGGGGUCAAACGGCCGAGGAGACGUUAGCAUCUGUUUAUCUACUCAUUUGUUUUUCAAGGUGUUUCUGUCUAAACUAAGUAGAAACUAAAACAUUCCCGUCGUUCUUCGGUUCGUUUGAAUCUGGAAACGAACUCGUUCAGUUUCCUUUGAGCUCCGAUCUUUAUAGUUUUAUUCUUUAAAGUCGAGGAAAGAGCUCAAAGGAAACGAGAGGAAAAACUCUGGAGGCGUCGAAAGAAUCUAAAGAAUUAAGGAGGAAACUAACUCCUGCUGUGACGGAUCCAGACUCAAGUGCCUUCCUGCGUUUCCUUCUUUCUUUCUGGUAUUUUUUUUUACUGCGUCUGGUGCUACACUCUGAAUGUUCAUCAACGAAGAAGAAGAAGAAGAAGAAGAAGAAGAAGAAACAUUUCUCUUUGCUGCUGCUUUUAUUUCCAAUCAUCCAAAGCAUGAUGACGUCCUGAUGUUGUCGAUGUUUUAACUGUGAAAAGAGUUUUUUUUGUUUGUUUGUGUCGAGAAGAAGAAAAAUAAUAAAGUUUACACUAAAAACCA
Molecule: messenger RNA, 5699 nt
Organism: Mugil cephalus (flathead mullet)
Lineage: Eukaryota; Metazoa; Chordata; Actinopteri; Mugiliformes; Mugilidae
Product: echinoderm microtubule-associated protein-like 6
Exons: 37
Coding region: 34-5049 (1671 amino acids)
Molecular function (GO): microtubule binding
Source: RefSeq, a predicted model, not a curated record